Molecule: messenger RNA, 1683 nt
Organism: Ogataea philodendri
Lineage: Eukaryota; Fungi; Ascomycota; Pichiomycetes; Pichiales; Pichiaceae
Exons: 1
Coding region: 1-1683 (560 amino acids)
Source: RefSeq, a predicted model, not a curated record
AUGUCUGCCUUUUCUGCCUCUGAAGCUUAUCUUAGGCAGUCGUCAAAAAUUAUCUCUUCAUUCAUAGCAAGGUUGAUGACAGCAGAGAAACCCGUUUCCAAAACCAUUCAUGAGGUGUCCGUGGAAGAAGUGUCUAGCUCCAAAUCAAGUCCUAUCGUGAAACGACUUUUCUACGCCCAGAGAUACAUAGAACACCAGUACAGCCAAGUGAAGCAUCAACAAAAAUUCUCCUGGUGGAACAGGUUCAUCUACGGCAGUCUGAAGAUCGAGUCAUUGGUUCUACGGUCGGAGGAUUAUCCAACAUGGUCGGAUGACGCGCUUUCUAUCCGUAACAGUCAUUGGUUGUCGUGUGCAGGCCUUAUCACCACAGAGAUCAUGGGAGCACUGCUGGUGCCGCAAGGAGUGUCUUAUCUGGGCUAUGUUCCCGGUAACAUCAUGCUUGUUGUGUUUUUCUCAUUUACCCUGGUAGCAGGAGGCAUUAUCUGGUGGCUGUUUCUGCUGUUUGACUCGCCCGAGUUCCCUGUCAAGACGUUUGCAGACAUCGCGGAGCUGCUUGGUGGAAAGAUCUUUAGAGAAACUAUCAUUUUUCUUCAGAUGGUAGCCAUGAUACUGACCGCAGCAACCAUUGUCAUCGGUGCCGUCGAAGGUCUCGAGAUCAUGCGCACCGAACGCGUGUGCUUCACCGGUCUGAUUCUGCUUAUCUGCGGGGUCCAGGCGGCCUGUGGUCAUCUGAAAAGUCUCAGUAAGCUCGGAAUCAUCUGUAUUGCCAUCUCCAUCCUCAACUAUGUGUGUUUGUUUGCCCAGCUCGGCUAUUUUGGCGAACCCAACUGGGAGAAUGCCAAGUCCGUGCUGGGAGUGGACCGUGGAACAGUGCACGCAUACGCGGUUGCACACCAGGGGUUCGUGGCCCAGCUGGUUUCGGUGACAAGUCUGUCUUACGUUUUUGCAGGGUGUCUUGUGUUCCCCGAGAUUCUCUCCGAGAUGAAAAGACCAUGGGAUUUUUGGAAGAGCAUGCUGCUGGCCCAGUCGUGCAUCCUGGUGAUAUACCUGCUGUACGGGAACUUUGUGUACGCCAAACAGGGCCAGUUUACGAAUUCGCCCGCAGUGCUGGGAAUUUCCGACACAGCGGCACUCCGAGGUUUUGCAAUGGUCACUUUCCUCACGGGAUACACACAGGGCACCUUCUAUGGUCAUCUCUCUGCUAAAGUUUGUUACAAAAAUUAUUUACCAAGACUGGUGCGCAAUCUGCGAUUCCAAUCGCUUCGGGGAACCUUGCUAUGGUCGGCGACAGUGAUCUGUGUGUGGGUGGUAGUAUUUGUCAUCAGUGCUGGAGUCCCAAACGUUAUGGCGGUGGCAGCGUUCACGUCUGCGCUCACCAUGAUUCCACUGACGUACGUCUUCCCGUACCUGCUGAACCUGUGGGCGGUGUUUGUCAAGGCGAGCGUGGAAAACAUUGGCCAUUACGACCCGGCAACGGGCGAGACGCACGAGUACGAGGCCAAGUUCAAACAGCUCUUCAAAAACGGGUACAAGAGCCACAGGUGGCAGACGUGGGUGCUGCUGAGCAUCUCUGCGGUGGCCAGCAUCUUUGCCGUCAUGGGCAUCGCGGGCUCUAUCGGAUACAUGGUGUUUGUGUUCUCCAGCACUGCUGCGCGGUCUUUUAGUUGUAAGUCUCCAAUUUGA